Messenger RNA from Cyclopterus lumpus (lumpfish), 5690 nucleotides. RefSeq names its product mitogen-activated protein kinase 8b (gene mapk8b). Gene Ontology annotation, molecular function: ATP binding; JUN kinase activity. The coding region runs from base 430 to 1584 and encodes 384 amino acids. Gene Ontology annotation, cellular component: nucleus; cytoplasm. The transcript is spliced from 12 exons. Lineage: Eukaryota; Metazoa; Chordata; Actinopteri; Perciformes; Cyclopteridae. Gene Ontology annotation, biological process: protein phosphorylation; JNK cascade. The record is from RefSeq and is a predicted model, not a curated record.
UCCGCUUUCCAGCGGCGGCUGCCGGGAACGCGCAGGCGGUGUUGAACGUCCCCUCGGUCCUCAUUGUGCAGCCGAGGAAGCGUCGCAAGGUUUCAGACGACGCUGCUAUGAAAUGGCAGAAACCGCUUGUGUCGCGGAAGCUCAGAGAUUAGGUUGCGCCGGAGCCACACGUGUGUUUUGCGAUGACCCUGGCCUGCUAGUGUGAGGACAAACGGGAGAGUAUCCGGAGGAAAAAAAAGGAUUAAAUAGUUGUUUUUGCUCCUGCUCCACCACCACUCCCCCACCCCCCCCAAAAAACGUCCGGGUUGUGUCUCCAGCAGGCAGCAAACGGCGACUGCGGGUCGACACUAUUGGAAUUACCCGGAGAGGGGUCUUGAGAGGACAGCCCCACUUGGACGCCCAGUCAUAGCGUUCGUCCAAGGCUUCACCAUGAACCGGAACAAGCGCGAGAAGGAGUACUACAGCAUCGAUGUGGGCGAUUCGACUUUUAUGGUUUUGAAGCGCUACCAGAACCUCAGACCCAUCGGAUCCGGAGCACAGGGAAUCGUCUGUUCAGCGUACGACCACAACUUUGAGAGGAACGUCGCCAUCAAGAAGCUGAGUCGGCCGUUUCAGAAUCAAACCCACGCCAAGCGGGCCUACAGGGAGCUGGUGCUCAUGAAAUGUGUCAACCACAAGAACAUAAUCGGCCUAUUAAAUGUAUUCACCCCACAGAAGACACUGGAAGAAUUCCAAGACGUGUAUCUCGUGAUGGAGCUGAUGGAUGCCAACCUCUGCCAGGUGAUUCAGAUGGAGCUGGACCACGAGAGGCUGUCCUACCUGCUCUACCAGAUGCUGUGCGGAAUCAAACACCUGCACGCUGCCGGCAUCAUCCACCGGGACCUAAAGCCCAGCAACAUUGUGGUGAAGUCUGACUGCACACUGAAGAUCCUGGACUUUGGCCUGGCCCGGACAGCCGCCACUGGCCUCCUCAUGACGCCCUACGUGGUCACCCGCUACUACCGCGCCCCCGAGGUCAUCCUGGGCAUGGGCUACCAGGCCAAUGUUGAUGUCUGGUCUGUUGGCUGCAUCAUGGCUGAAAUGGUCCGGGGCAGUGUGUUGUUUCCAGGCACUGACCAUAUCGACCAGUGGAAUAAGGUGAUCGAGCAGCUGGGGACGCCGUCCCAGGAGUUCCUGAUGAAACUCAACCAGUCGGUGAGGACCUACGUGGAGAACAGGCCCCGGUAUGCCGGCUACACCUUUGAGAAGCUCUUCCCCGACGUCCUGUUCCCCGCGGACUCUGAAAACAACAAACUGAAAGCGAGCCAAGCCCGAGACCUGCUCUGCAAGAUGCUGGUAAUAGACGCGUCCAAGCGGAUCUCUGUGGACGAGGCUCUCAAGCACCCCUACAUCAACGUGUGGUACGACCCGACUGAAGUGGAGGCGCCGCCACCCGCGAUCACAGACAAGCAACUGGAUGAGAGAGAGCACACGGUGGACGAGUGGAAAGAACUGAUAUACAAAGAAGUGUUUGACUGUGAAGAAAGGACAAAGAAUGGCGUCGUCAGGGGACAGCCAGCAUCCAUAGCACAGGUGCAACAGUGAGCAGCAGCGCACCUCCUCCACGUCCUCCUCCGCCUCCCCGUCAACGACGUCUCCCUCAUGUCCACCGACCCGACCCCUGACGGCAGCCUGGAGACGGCCAGCGCCGCCGCCACAGCCCGCGCCGGGCUGCUGCAGAUGACUAUCACCUACACCCCCUCUUGGUCCCGGGGCCGGGCCUCGCCCAUCCUGGUCACGUCUAAGACCAAUCCACUGGCUCCCGGCCCCGCCCCCCUCCCCCCCACCCCUUCUCUCUGUGCUUGUCUUCAGUAGUGUAGCGGUUAGCCAGCUAGCUGUUUGAGAAAUAUUUUUAUUUCUGAAAGGACAGAUGAUCUUUUUUUUUUUUUUUUUUUUUAAGUCAGUCUAUUUUUUUCUUUUCAUUUUUUUUUGUCCUAGCUGUAAUUUAUUGUGGAAUUUCUUAAUUUUUCAGAAACCUAAGAUGAUAAGAGAAUUUUUAUGAUUUCACUACGUUCCGGUUUUGAUGAACCGACAGUGAGAAUUGAAAGAAAUAUCUGUAAAAUGUUUUAAUGUGAUCUAUUUUUCUGUUGAACGCCAUUUUGUUUCACUUGUAAGCGACUGCUUUUACAACUUGCCAUAUACAUGUAGAUUGAGUUUGUACAGAUUUUAUGGUAGAUGUAGAUUUACCUUCGAUACGAGUUUGCAGUGAGCUAUUGAAACAUAAUUGAAUUGACACAUGUACGGUCUUAGUACUCCUCGUAUCUGUUCUUAUCUCGCACCAUAUGGAUAUUGUUUUAACUGCAUAUUACAUCCAUAUGAACUGAGAUCAUUUAGAUUUACUUGUAAGAAAGAAAACAAAGAUGUAUUUCUUGAGUCACGACUACUUCCUACAUUGUAACAUUUAAUGAAAGUUUUAUCAUUUUACUCCUUCUUCACUUCCUUUUUAGUCACGAUAGGAUUUUCUCAGAUAUGAUUUUAUUUUGUACUUUCUGCAUUUAUGGGAGUGACAAUAGCACAGUUGGGUCCCGCAGGAUAACCCGGAGCUUUGUGAUGCUUUUAAAGUACCGUUUCUUGUCUACAACAGGCUGUGAGACGUUUAGGAACCGGAGUGGUGGCUCUUGGAGGUCUGGGUGCUCUUUCACAUUCUCCUCUGGCUCGCUCUGCCAGUGAGGUGCCGCUAAAUGUUCUUUUGUCGUGCUUUGGGGAGGUUUAUCCAGACGUGAGAGUCGUGCGAGGUCGUGAAAUUGGUGACGGUGUAAGUAGAAUGUUGCUUCAGUGGAGUCGGGAACCGUGAUGUUGAGAAGGCAAGUGAACGUGUCGAUGUUGGGUGUUGGUGAUUCUGCAGCCUUGCGGAGCAGUGUGAACACAUGUCCUGCUAUUAGUAAUGUGCUUUCUUUUUUUAAAUUUUGGACAUUUUGAGAGGGAUUUUUUUUUCUAAAAGUUGGCCAAACACUACAAGUGAACCAGACUUGCCUGCAAUUGUGUGAGAAUUUUUUUUUAAUUUUUUUAAAAAGAACCUCAAACUCAGCAGCACAACCAACCAGUCAAAAGAAACAGAUUAUUCUCACGUUAUGCAAUAAUAGUGCCCAUUUUGAGUGGUUUUCUGUUUUUGUUUGAGCGUGGAAAGGAAAAGUGCCUGUUGUCUGUCGUUCAUUCCUGAGUAUGUGGGAGGAAGCGUUUUCAUUUGACGUAGGCGUUCAUCUGGUUAACAAUAGUCGUCUCCGUAUCAAAUCCAUAACGUGUGACGGGGGUUGUAGUUCUCACAAAUGUAUUGUAUAUUUUUCUACUUGUUUGGAAUUUUGGCCCUGGGGCUGGAGACUUGGGUGUCUCGCAGGGUGAGAAGGCGACGUGCGUUGAGACGAGUCAUCUCAGAGCAAAGGGCAGAUGUAUCAAGGUCUUUCAUCAAAGUAAGAACAAGUGUUUCUUUGCAGUGGCAGCAACCGCAAUAUAGGUUCAAACCAGUUUUAUUUUCUUUGAGUACUAAUUUAAUGUGAUGAUUGUAAGAGAGAUCAGAAUGAACAGGGUGUGUUUCUUAAAGUUUUUUUUUUUUUUUUACUCCACUACCGGAUCAAACGAAGCGAGCGAACUCUGCGACUGCGUCGUCGGUAUUUGGAGCUUCGGGCCUGAACUCGUAUCUGAGGGGCGGAGCCAAACACUCAGCGUUUCCCGCUUUCAACACUUGUGGCGUCGUGUAAUGUUCUUUUUAAAAAAAAAAAUAUGUAUUAAUAAAACCAAGGAGCCCAUGCUAUUUUAAACUUCCCAUGCAGCAAUUGUGUUUGCUUUAAAUGUUCACAUGACCUGCAAGGAGCCCAGAACAUGUCGUUAAUAACGGGAUGGUCUCUCAAUUACUGUAAAGCACGAUGGCGCCUUCUCUUUGUCAAGCUCUGGACUCUGUGUGUGUGUGUGUGUGUGUGUGUGUGUGUGUGUUUAUGGGGUUGCGCCAUACAAACUUAAGGAUACCUUAUCCAGUGAAAACCUGUAGCAGUAAAUUGUUUUGCUACGAAUCAUCUGAGUUUUAUUGUAAAAAGGAAGUUGUUACUAGAGCUGCAACAUAAGUUCCAGAAAGUUUUAGUCGAUGUAUUAAAUGUAUUUGCCUUUUUUGUAAAUGUAAAUUUGUAGAAUUUAUUUCACGCGAUACAAACUUCCCAGUUUACAUCAUUACCAAACUCACCGAGCAUUUAACCGUUAGCGGUCAACACGGUUAACAUUUGGUGUUAAAGGAGCGAUGCGACAGUUAGCAUUGAAUACGUUAGCAGCUUCACCACGAAGCACACACACACAUACACACACACACACACACACGUUAGCAAUGGCUUUGUCAGUUAGCUACACAACAGGUAAGAAUCAAUAUAUUUGUUCAAGAACUCGUUUAUGUGGUGCAACCCAUUUAAAUGUUGUGAUGUGUAAAAUGUCCACUCUGUCCACAACUAGUUUGAACUGAGGAACGGCUGCUCCGGCCCCGGCUCUGCUUUCUGUCCCCAGAAUUUGAAAAGGGAAGGUUUUGGCUCAUAAAGUGCAGCGGCAUAUUGGUACAGUACAAAACGAACUUCAGUUAUUGUUAGAUUAAAACUAACGCAAAGCAAACCACAGUGUUCCAUCUGUAAAACACUGGUAUGUAUCCAUUUGUCAUAUGAGCCCAUCUGUCAUAUUUGCUAAAAUAAUCAAUUUGAAAAGAUCUUUUGUUGACUAAAGUGCUCUUCAUUUCUCAAUUGGACUAUUUUGUUAUGUUUUCUUCUUCUUAGGUUGUUGUUGCUUUUUUUUCUCCUCCUCUUUAAAUAUGAUUACCGCAUCUCUCCAAACGAUGUAAUUCUGAUUUAAGUCUGCUUUGAUGAACUACCUCACGCUGAAUUUCUGCCAGUUCUUGCAUUUCCUUAGUCGCCUGCAGAAUUAGCUCUCGAAGACGUGUGAAUAACAGAUUCCAUUAUUUAUUUAUUUGAAAGUGUACUAUUUGUCGGUUUCAACAGACUUCUAGUUUUGUACAUUAUGUAUACUUCACCUAGAAGUAAGAGAAUUGUUAUAUGUAUUUUUUUUUUGUUCCUUUUUUCUUUAAACAUCUUUUGGAGUGGGCGAGGGUUUUUAUUUAAUUUUAAUUGUUUGUUUUUUAAACUAAAUGUGCAAUACCUUCAGCAAACUGUGCUAGUCGUGUGUGAUGGGCCUAGCCCGUGUUAGCUGUCUCCUGAAGGUAAAGAAAAUGUUUGGUACUGUCAAUCCAUGUUUUCCUUUUCUUUUUCUUUUUUUAUGAAUAAGAUCAAUUUGAGUUCUGUGGCUCGUUUCUCGUCAUGAUGUUACGUAAUCGGUCUCACUCACCAAGCGGACCUGUCGGCCGACGACGAGUUCAGUCUCGACGCGGCCGGCAGGUUUUUUUAUUUUGGGGAUGUGGUAGGGACAAUAAUGUUAAUAAACGCAUAAAAGAUGAGUGAAUACCUACAAGAAAUCAUUAUAUGUAUGGCGCUGGUUUGUUAUGUUUGCUCGUGAAUCCAGUCAUGCAAGUAGUUUUAAGAAUUCCUGGAUCUGCGCGUAACAAAAACCGCAACCAACGAAGAAGUGCACGAUUAGAAUACAUAUGCACUGGGAUCUGAUGAUGCCGCCCCUAAAAGAAACAAAAAAAAUAAUCAUGUACUGCAAAUAAAAAGAAAAAAAAUACACUUUGA